Messenger RNA from Alternaria alternata, 1876 nucleotides. RefSeq lists its product as hypothetical. The coding region runs from base 24 to 1511 and encodes 495 amino acids. The record is from RefSeq and is a predicted model, not a curated record. NCBI's taxonomy places the organism in Eukaryota, Fungi, Ascomycota, Dothideomycetes, Pleosporales, Pleosporaceae. The transcript is spliced from 3 exons. Gene Ontology annotation, molecular function: mRNA binding; RNA 7-methylguanosine cap binding.
CCUCUUUGUUAAACUUCGCCGCCAUGGAUGACACUGACAUGACCGAUGUCGCCUACGAUAUUGACAUUGAUGUAGGCGAAGACAUAGCACCGGCAGCACAAGCGUCGCAACCACAGCAGGUUGUCCAAAACAACGCGGCCGAAGCAGAGCGAAGCGUGCCCGCGGCCUACACCGAGGACAUUAUUGUACACGAGCCAUGGCCGGAAUCCCUCAACCUCCAGGGCGUGAGCGACUUCGACCCCAACGAUCCGCUCUACUGGGCUAUGGAGCAUUGUCAGUCAGACCCGCGCGUCAAGCAGCUGCGCUGGGUCAACGACAACUCGGUCAACCUCGAGUUCUACAACAAAGAAGACGCGACGCUUGCCCUGACCAUCCUCACACACCCCGACAACGGUGACUUCAGCAACGUCUCCAUGCAAGAGCCCCGGAAGGCGAAACCGUACUCGAAGAAGCCGGACAGCGUGCUCAUGGUCAGGCAGUCCAACGCCGGGGAUCAGAAGCCGAGGGGCGCGGCCACUAGGAGCAACUACUACCAGCGCAACCCCGAUGUCGCUGGCAACCGCCAGAGGGAGCCACGGCGAAAGCCGCCUCCGAAGAAAGACUAUCUGGAUUACGGCGAUGAGGAAAUGGCAUCUGGUGAGCGACCAAGGCGGAGAAAUAGUGGAGAUGAGUCCAUGGGCGAUUCGGGCCUUGACCAGAGGGGCCCGCGCCGGAACGGACGAGACUUUCGCGACGACCGCGACGGGCGAGACAACCGGGGUCGCGGCAGGGGGGGCCGUCAACCAGCUUCAGGCAGGCUCAGGAACGAUGCCCAGGGCCAAGACGUCGACUCGUACCGACCAGGCUCAAGAAGUCCGGCAGAGCCACGCUUUGGUCGCCUGCGAGGACGCAGUGCCUCCCCGGCCUCUGACGAAGAAGGCGACGGCCGAUUCGGGUUUGCCGAGCACGAAACGCAUGCAGGCCGUCGGCGGUACCGCAGCCGAAGUCGUAGCCGUAACAACCGCCGUCGUCGCGAACCCAGCCUGGAUCGUUGGACGCACGACCGUGCCAACUACGAUCGUCAGAAUGGCCCUACAGCUGGCGGACGUUGGCAGAAGGACGCUUUCUUUGUUGACACUUCACCAAUGGGCAACCACCAUCGGUCAAACGCUAUAGACGUAUCCAAGACACGAGGAGGCGGGGAAUCGCUACUUUCGCGCAUGACCAAGAACGGACAGCCCGUGCUACCGCAGCCGAAGCGAUCGCUAGCUGACAGGAUUACACGCGAUGAUGAUGAGCCCGAAGAGUUGUUUGGCCGCCUAAAAGGUGACGACCGUGAUCCUCAUGUUACCGACUUCUCGGAGCCAUCACGGUCUCGUCGCGGUCUGGCAGAUCGUAUCACGCGCGACGGCGACAUCAACAUUCGCGGUCAAGGACGAAACCGGAGCCAAGAAGGCAUUAACAUCCGCGGCUCCGCUGAGCGAAGCGGAGGAGGCGGUAUCAAUAUACGUGGUGUGGCAAGCGGUGCCUAGAAUGCUUCCGCUACUGAGAGAGAUGGACGCGGAACAAUGAGAAAUCAUUCGUCUCCCCAAACUGGCAGAAAUUUAGAUACUAUUCUGAUUUGUCGCCGUCGCAGCUUUGGAAUCAUCAUGGAGGAUCCCGAGUUUUGAGCAGAGAUUGGACAUAAUUAACAUGGCAGCCCACGGGUGGCUAAUCAAGCGGGCCUGAAUGAAGUUGCUUACUACUCUACUCUACUGUACAAUUUUCUUACCUUGUCUUGCAUCCUACAGCGGAGUGGCAUCCACUCAAAAGCGUCACCAAAACUGCAAGCCUCUUUUGCUUAUGGCAAGCUGAAGGUUCAAAGCUUAAUCGAGAUACCAGUCCAUGAUAAUCAUUC